AUUCAGGAGCCACCAGGCAGGCCAGCUCUUUUAGGACCUCAUUUCUCCUGUAACUCAGGACAUCACCAGAGUUGUCUACACUUUUCCAAGGCAGCAGAAAAUGAACAAAUCCCAGAUUGAACAGAGAUUCCAGGGAUCGGUAUCAUUUAAGGAUGUGACCGUGGGCUUCACCCAGGAGGAGUGGCAGUGCUUGGACUCAAGUCAGAGGUCCCUGUACAGGGACGUGAUGCUGGAGAACUACAGCCACCUUGUCUCAGUGGGGUCCUGUGCUACCAAACCAGAGGUGAUCUUCAGGCUGGAGCAAGGAGAGGAGCCAUGGAUAUGGGAGGAAGAAUUCCCAAGCCAGAGCCUCCCAGAAGUCUGGGAAACUGAUCACAAGAAAGGAAGGAGCCGAGAAAACCAGCAUAAACCUGUGAAGGAAGUUGCAUUCAUCAGUAAGAAAACGCUGACCAAGGAACGUGAUAUUGUAAUAGGAAAACCAUUUAACCUGGACACAAAUUCGUUUCCUUCCAGAGAAAGCCUCUGUCAGUGUGACUCAUAUGGAGUGAGUUUCAGCUGUAUUUCUGAAUUGUGUAUCAAUAAGAAAAGACGUUUGGGAGAAAAGACUGGUGAAUUUAGUGCCUGUGGAAAAUUGCUACUCAGUAUUAAACACAAGAAAACUCCUACUAGUGAGAAAAGUGAAUUUUUUAAACAUGGGGAAACUUUCAGUCAGGAUGAGGACUCUGUUGAUCGUGAAAAGAUUCAAAGUGCAGAGAAAAAUUUUGAAUAUUACAUGUAUCAAGAAACCUUCCCCAAAAAGGCAACAUUGAGUACGUACAAGAGAGAGAUCACUGAAGAGAAUCACUCUGAAUGUAUUGAAUAUGGGAGAACCUUCUUUCCUAACUCCUCUUUCUUGUUACAUCACAUGAAUGCCUCCGACGAGAAUCACUGUGGACUGCGUGGUUGUGGGAAAUCGUUAUGUGUGAAGUCUACCCUUUUGAAACCUCAUGGGGCACGUAUGAAACCCUCGGAGUGUAGUGAGAGUGGGGAUCGUUUCCGGGGGGAUUUAUGCCUUCCACAACUUCAGAAAACUCAUACAGGAGAGAAACACUUUGAAUGCAAUGAAUGUGGGAAAGCGUUUUGGCAUAAGUCCCACCUCACUCGACAUCAGAGGAUACACACAGGAGAGAAACGCUUUCAGUGUGAUGAAUGUGGAAAAACUUUCUGGGAGAAGUCAGACCUCACGAAACAUCAGAGAUCACACACGGGGGAGAAGCCCUAUGUGUGCAACGAAUGUGGUAAAGCCUUCAGCCACAAGUCCGCCCUCACGAUACACCAGAGAAUACAUACAGGGGAGAAACCCUAUCAGUGUAGCGCGUGUGGGAAAACUUUUUACCAGAAGACAGACCUCACCAAACACCAAAGGACACACAUAGGGCUGAAACCCUAUGAAUGCUAUGAAUGUGGGAAAUCCUUUUGGAUCAAUUCACACCUUAUCCUGCAUCAGAGAACUCAUACAGGGGAGAAACCAUUUGAAUGUCCUGACUGUGGGAAAUCUUUCUGUCAGAAGGCAUAUCUUACACAACAUCAGAAAACCCACGUAAAGGAUAAACCCUACAAAUGUAAUGCAUGCGGGAAAACUUUCUACCACAAGUCAGUACUCACCAGGCAUCAGAAAAUUCAUACAGAGUUGAAACCUUAUGAAUGUUGCGAAUGUGGGAAAACGUGUUUGGAGUCUGACCACAUGGUGCAUCAGAGAAACACAGGGGAGAAACCCUUUGUGUGUCCUGAAUGUGGGAAAUCCUUCAGCCGUAAAUCUACCCUCUCUCAACAUCACAGGACACAUACAGGGGAGAAACCGUUCGAGUGUCAUGAAUGUGGAAAAAUCUUCUAUAAUAAAUCGUCCCUAAGUAAACAUAGUAGGAUACACACAGGGGAGAAACCCUACGGAUGUAAUGAAUGUGGGAAAACUUUCUGCCAGAAGUCUCAGCUCACUUAUCACCAGAGAAUCCACAUAGGUGACAAACCUUAUGAGUGUAAUCAAUGUGGAAAGGCUUUCUGUUAUAAGUCAGCUCUAAUUGUGCACCAGAGAACUCAUACAAAAGAAAAGCCCUAUAAAUGUAAUGAAUGUGGGAAGUCUUUCUGUGUGAAGUCAGGACUUACUCUACAUCAGAGAAAACACACAGGGGAGAAACCCUAUGAAUGUAAUGAAUGUGGAAAAUCUUUUGUCCAGAAGUCUAGGCUCACUCAGCACCAGAGAAUGCACAUAGGAGAGCAACCCUAUGAAUGUAAUGAAUGUCGAAGGGCUUUCUGUGAUAAAUCAGCUCUAAGUGUGCACCAGAGAACUCAUACAGAAGAAAAACCCUAUAAAUGUAAUGAAUGUGGGAAAUCUUUCUAUUUGAAGUCAGCACUUCUUAUACAUCAGAGAAAACACACAGGGGAAAAACCCUACAAAUGUAACCAAUGUGGGAAAUCCUUCAUUCAUAGAUCUUCUCUCACAGUGCAUUAUAGGGUUCACACAGGGGAGAAAUCUUGUCAGUGUAAUGAAUGUGGGAAAAUUUUUUACCGUAAAUCAAACCUUGUUAACCAUCAGAGGUCACACACAGGCGAGAAGCCCUAUGAAUGUAACACAUGUGGAAAGCCCUUCUCUCAGAAGUCAAACCUCAUUGUACAUCAGAGAACACACACACAAGAAAAACCUUAGGAUUGCAGUGGGUCUUAGGAAUGUUGAGCUGUGGUUCAGCAGUCGCUCCGCUUCAGAGAACUCACGUUGUAGAGGAAGCAAUGUCAAUGUCCUGAAUGUUGAAUAACUUUCGUCCACAAACUGGCCUUAUUUUACCCCGAAGUAGACUGCAACACAUAAAGGACAGUCUUGUUAAGUAACAUUCCUUUGAAUGUCCCUAGCAAAUGCGGGCAUAGAACCUUGAAGAUGUUUUGAUUUUAUAAGAUUUGUUUUUAGCUAAAAUACAAAGUAGGAUAUGUUAAUUUCUAUUAAGGAGAAUUCUUUCAAUUUGAGACAUACAGCUUGAAGAUUGUCUUUAGAGGUAAUAUAACAUUGGAAGUUGUGUUUUGGUUUUGAUGCCUUAUUUCUUUAGGCAACAUAAGAAGUUGUAAUUUUG
Molecule: messenger RNA, 3098 nt
Organism: Neofelis nebulosa (Clouded leopard)
Lineage: Eukaryota; Metazoa; Chordata; Mammalia; Carnivora; Felidae
Product: zinc finger protein 33B-like
Exons: 4
Coding region: 101-2683 (860 amino acids)
Biological process (GO): regulation of transcription by RNA polymerase II
Cellular component (GO): nucleus
Molecular function (GO): RNA polymerase II transcription regulatory region sequence-specific DNA binding; DNA-binding transcription factor activity, RNA polymerase II-specific
Source: RefSeq, a predicted model, not a curated record